AUGCUGCGGCGUACGUCAGGGAAUAAGGCGUUGCACGCCUUUGUUCGGUCUCCCCAUUACAGAUCCGUUCCUAGUGCAGGUCCGAAUGGUAUUGUUAUUAAUCGUGAUAUGCUUAUUCAUCAAUUCCGUGAUUUUUACAAAACUUUGCAGCAUUCUUCCUUAGUUGACAAAGUACAUUUGAUGUCUGAGAGACCUUCUGUGGAGGCACUUCGAGUAGCGGAUCAAAUGGCUUCUAUUGGGGCUACAUUUUUAGGAAUGCCACUAACAGGAAUGGAACAUCGAGCAACAGAGUUUAUGGAGUCAAUGCGGUACGUACGAGGAGCAGGUGGUCCCAGUACACUUGCCUCAUAUCUGCAAGACACAGAAAAUUGUCGCUGUCAUAGUGGAGAUAUUGUAUGUUUACCUACUGGUAUCGCUGUAGGACAUGGUCCUCGUACUAAUGCUGUGGCUCACGCAACAUUAAAGGAACUAUUUGAAGUUAAGGAUGAUCAGUUCUCUUUUGAUGUUUUUACAUUGGAACAAGAGGGUGAUGCGCCACCACUUGGAGAUUAUUUUGGUUUCGCCGGUAAUAAUGUUCUUCUAACGUGGAAAGAUGAACAUGGUCUAUUAGCGGUAGAUCAAUACCAACAAAAACAACCUCAUUCAGAGAUGAAUAUCGUUUAUCUUGAACCUGGAUGUCAUUUCUUGUCUUUUUACGGUGUUGAUUUCACAACAGAUGUACUGGUACAAAAAGGGUAUGAUAGGUCUAUGGACAGUAUCGCUGCUGCUGGGCUUAACCCUAUUCCAGUGCAGUGGUCAGAGAUGGAUAAACUCGGUAUCUCCAUGCGAGCGGCGGUGUUGCCACUGAAGUUCCUAAAGGCAAAUGUGGGUGGUAUGUUGUCAAGGAACAAGUCUCGUGGGGCAAGGUGGCAGACACAUCAAAUAACGUGA
Messenger RNA from Trypanosoma theileri, 930 nucleotides. RefSeq names its product putative amidinotransferase. The coding region runs from base 1 to 930 and encodes 309 amino acids. The record is from RefSeq and is a predicted model, not a curated record. NCBI's taxonomy places the organism in Eukaryota, Euglenozoa, Kinetoplastea, Trypanosomatida, Trypanosomatidae. The transcript has a single exon.